CCUCGCCCGUUCUCGUCUGGCCUCGGCAGGUUUGCGCAGGCCGCGCUGCUCGCCCCCUCGGCGUCCGGCCGCCCGCUCGCUCCUCCCGCCGCGCCCGGGUCUCCUCCACCGCCGUGAGUUGGCGCGCUGCCCCCGGACGUCCUCCGGCGGAACGGUGCGGACGGCGCAGGUGUAUUUCCUGACUUAACGCCCUUUGCGGUUGAGAGUUGAGGAGACUGGAGAACACAUCUGAAAAUUCCUGCUCUCCGUGUUACCGCGGAUGAGUUAAGCACUGAAGUGGGUGUGGAAUUGGUGCUCUUGCUCCCCGGUUCCUAGCGACUGGGUGGCUCGAGUACCAUGGAAAAUCAACUGGCUAAAUCAACUGAGGAGCGAACAUUUCAGUACCAGGAUUCUCUUCCAUCACUGCCUGUUCCCUCACUUGAAGAAUCAUUAAAAAAAUACCUUGAGUCAGUAAAGCCAUUUGCAAAUGAAGAAGAAUAUAAGAAAACUGAAGAAAUAGUCAAAAAAUUUAAAAAUGGAAUUGGAGGAAAAUUGCACCAGAAAUUGCUUGAAAGGGCAAAAGGAAAAAGAAAUUGGCUGGAAGAGUGGUGGCUGAACGUGGCCUACCUGGAUGUUCGGAUGCCGUCACAGCUGAACGUCAAUUUUGCAGGUCCUUCAGCCCAUUUUGAACACUACUGGCCUCCAAAGGAAGACGCACAGCUAGAAAGAGGAAGUAUAAUACUUUGGCAUAACUUGAACUACUGGCACCUGCUGAGACAAGAAAAAAUGCCUGUUCAUAAAGUUGGAAGUACUCCUCUAGAUAUGAAUCAAUUCCGAAUGCUGUUUUCUACCUGCAAGGUUCCAGGAGUUACUAGAGAUUCAAUUAUGAACUAUUUUAGGACUGAGAGUGAGGGCCGAUCCCCAAGCCACAUCGCCGUGCUGUGCCGGGGCCGUGUGUUCGUCUUCGAGGCACUGUGUGAAGGGUGUCUGCUCACCCCGCCAGAGCUGCUCAGACACCUGAGGUACGUCUACCAGAAGUGCCACCAAGAGCCUCCCGGCCCCGGAGUUGCCGCGCUGACCACUGAGGAGAGAACUCGGUGGGCCAAGGCACGAGAAUAUCUGAUUGCUCUUGAUCCAGAGAACUUGGCUUCCUUCGAAAGAAUUCAGAGCAGUCUAUUCGUGUAUUCCUUGGAGGACAGCAGUGCUCAUGUCACUCCAGAAGAUUACUCCCAGAUACUUGCCAUGGUCCUUACUGGAGAUCCAACCGUACGCUGGGGUGACAAAUCCUAUAACUUGAUUUCCUUUUCUAAUGGAGUCUUUGGCUGUAAUUGCGAUCAUGCGCCUUACGAUGCCAUGGUUAUGGUGAACAUCGCCCACUACGUGGAUGAGAGGAUUGUAGAGACUGAAGGAAGGUGGAUGGGUUCAGAAAAAGUGCGGGAUAUACCACUUCCAGAGGAGCUUGUGUUUACUGUGGAUGAAAAGGUACUAAGUGACAUCAGCCAAGCUAAAGCCCAGUUUCUUCAAGCGGCAUCUGAUCUGCAAAUCGUAGCACCUGCCUUCACCUCUUUUGGCAAGAAGCUGACCAAGAAGCAGUCGCUGCACCCUGACACGUUCAUCCAGCUCGCACUGCAGCUGGCCUAUUACAGGCUCCACGGGCGCCCUGGCUGCUGCUAUGAGACAGCGAUGACGAGAUACUUCUAUCACGGCCGCACAGAGACAAUGCGGUCGUGCACCAUGGAGGCUGUCAGGUGGUGCCAGUCCAUGCAAGACCCUUCUGCCAGCCUUUUUGAGCGGCAGCAAAAGAUGCUACAGGCUUUUGCAAAGCAUAAUAAAAUGAUGAAAGAAUGUUCUGCUGGGAAAGGGUUUGACCGUCACCUUUUAGGUCUUUCACUCAUAGCAAAGGAGGAAGGUCUUCCUGUCCCGGAGCUUUUCACAGACCCACUUUUCACCAGAAGUGGAGGAGGCGGGAAUUUUGUCCUCUCGACAAGUCUGGUUGGUUACUUACGAAUCCAGGGUGCAGUGGUCCCCAUGGUGCACAACGGAUAUGGCUUUUUCUACCACAUCAGAGACGACAGAUUCAUUGUGGCCUGCUCAGCCUGGAAGUCUUGUCUGGAGACUGACGCAGAAAAGCUCGUUGAGCAGAUUUUCCUUGCUUUCCAUGACAUGAUGCAGCUUAUGAACCCUGCUCAUCUUUAGGGACUUGGCACUUGACAGAAUGAUCAUGAAAGGAAGAACGGAAUGUUGACUUGAACGAAACUUGACAAAUGUAGAAUCAAUAGAAUCAUGCUCUCCAAAUGUAUUCUGCCGUAGAAAGUAGAAUACUUUUAAGCUUUCACUACUGCAACAGCAAUGAGAAUUGAGUAUACAACUAUGCAAUGUUUAAGGCUCAACAAUGCAAAUCUAUAAUUUUAACAAUGCAAAUUUUACCCUAACUUUUAAUACUGUUGAUAUUCAUAUAUGUUAUAAAUCCUCUUUCUAAAUAUCACUAUAGAGUUCAUCUUUGCGUACGUUAACAUUUUCUAAUUGUUAAAGGGUAUGAAGUACAUGACUAGAUGUUCAUUCCCAAAUCCAUGCCCUCCCUGCUCACCACAGGGGUCUGAAUGGAUUGUGUUUCUGGGGAAAACCCACUGCAAUCAUUGGUGAUCGAAAACAGAUAAAAUUAAGUUAUAGUAGGGAGACUCACAAUCUUAACUGCAUUGUAAUUAGUUUUGUGAAUAUAAAAAUAAAACACAUAUUUAAAAUUAAACACUAAUGGUUAAUGACUUUUGAUAGUUAAAUGUUGAAUCAGUCUCAGGAUUUUACAGUUUGUUUUUCCUGUUUACUAUUGAAUGUUGUUUCUGCUCUCAGAAUUUCAAUCAUGUAGUUUCUUGUUUUCUCUUUGAAUAAAUGACUCAUUCCCCUUUGC
Messenger RNA from Chinchilla lanigera (long-tailed chinchilla), 2884 nucleotides. RefSeq names its product carnitine O-octanoyltransferase (gene Crot). Gene Ontology annotation, molecular function: carnitine O-octanoyltransferase activity. NCBI's taxonomy places the organism in Eukaryota, Metazoa, Chordata, Mammalia, Rodentia, Chinchillidae. Gene Ontology annotation, cellular component: peroxisome. The record is from RefSeq and is a predicted model, not a curated record.